UUCGCGGGCUAGGGUGUACCGGGAAGGUGCUCGCGGGCUGGAAGUCCGGACAGCGGGUUGCUGGAGGUGUCUGCAGUCUCACGGCCGGCCGUGGGGCUGCGGGAUCCGGACCGGCCUUCGAGUCUCCUGCACCGGGGCGGUGCGUGCUCGCUCCCUGCUCGGUUCUUGGCCGGGACGUCUCACCGGUAGACCUGAGCGCGCCCGUGAUUCCUGGACGUCGGACCCAGCUCUUUGGAGGACCAUGUCAUUGGAGUUUGGCAGUGUAGCACUGCAGACACAAAAUGAAGAUGAAGAAUUUGACAAAGAAGACUAUGAAAGGGAAAAAGAGUUGCAGCAGCUACUCACAGACCUCCCGCAUGACAUGCUGGAUGACGAGCUGUCCUCUCCUGAGCGCCGUGAUUCUGACUGCAGUGUGGACGGCAUAGCGGGAGAACUGUAUCCUUCUGAGCAUCUGGAAAGGAAGUGGAUUGAGCGUGACAUCCUGCCCAAGCCUCACGGCGUGAAUUGUGGCAAUGGCUGGGAAGAGAAUCGAAGUAAACCCGAAGACCAGCGUCUUGGGUACCAUCCCGGAGAAGGGGAUGAAGGUGGAAGUGGCUAUAGCCCUCCGGGCAAACAGGAGCAGGCAGACUUGUAUCGCCUUCCUGAAGACUUCAGGCCAUACACUGGCGGUCAGAAGCAGGCAGCCAGCAUCAUUACGUUCUCAGAUCCUCAGAGGGACAGUUUUCAGCAAUUUGGUUUAUCUCAAGGACCCAACUGUCAAGCUUUGGAGCCAUGUAAAGCUAUCUAUAAACCUUACCCCUCUUCUGUGCAGAAGACUAGUCCACCAGCCCAGGAGAUAGCAGGAAGUGACAUGUUUGAAGGCUUGCAGCAACAAUUUUUAGGAGCUAAUGAAACAGACUCUGCAGAAAAUAUACAUAUUAUUCAACUCCAGGUUCUUAACAAAGCAAAGGAGAGACAACUGGACAGCUUAGUUGAAAAACUGAAUGACCGCGAACGCCAGAUUCGGUAUCUGAACCACCAGCUGCUAAUAGUCCAAGAUGAGAAGGACGGCUUGGCCCUCAGCCUUCGGGAAUCCCAGAAGCUCUUUCAGAGUGGAAAGGAGAGGGAGAUGCAGCUUGAAGCACAGAUACAUGCACUGGAGACUCAGAUCGAAGCCUUCAAAGUCAGUGAAGAGAAGCUCACCAAGAAGCUCAGAACAACUGAGAUCACCCUGGAAAGCCUGAAACAGCAACUGGUGGAGCUCCAUCAUUCCGAGUCGCUUCAGCGAGCCAGAGAGCAGCAUGAGAGCGUCGUUGCGGGCCUCACACAGAAGUACGAAGAGCAGGUGUCAUCCCUACAGAAGAAUUUGGACACUACCAUAACAGCCCUUCAGGAACAGGAAGGUGUUUGCACACGCUUGAAGGAUCACGUGCAGCAGCUGGAGCGGAACCAGGAAGCAGUCAGACUGGAGAAGACGGAGCUCAUUAACAGGCUGACGAGGAGUCUAGAGGACAGUCAGAAGCAGUGUGCCCACCUGCUGCAGUCAGGCUCUGUGCACGAGGUGACUCAGCUCCAGUUCCAGUUGCAGCAAGCCCAGAAGGCGCACAUCCUGAGUGAGAGCAUGAAUAAGGCGUUGCAAGAGGAAUUAACAGGGCUUAAGGAGGAGAUUUCUCUCUAUGAAUCAGCCGCGGAGCUCGGAGUCCUUCCAGGUGACGCAGAAGGAGACCUGAGUGUAGAGCUCACUGAGUCAUGUGUGGGCUUGGGCAUUAAACACGUCAGUUGGAAACAGUCCAAAGCUAACAGUGUUGCACAGCAAGAACCCCCAGAUGAAAAGCUUUCGAAGGAUGAGGUUAUCCUGAAGUUGAAAACACAAGUUCAGCGCUUGCUGUCUAGCAACUCCAUGAAGCGUCACCUGGUGUCUGAGCUGCAGAGAGAUCUGAGAGACUGCCGGGAGACCAUGGAAGCCCUGCAGCAGUCGAAGGACGGUGACAGAGGCAUGGAGACUAAAACAGAGACCUCUGGAAAAACAACUAAUCAGUUAUGGCUUGAUUCUCCUGAAGCAAUUAACAGAGAAGACAUUCUGCGACUGAAAAAUGAAGUGGAAGUUUUACAACAGCAGAAUCAGGAACUUAAAGAGGCUGAAGAAAAACUGAGAAGUGCAAACCAAGACUUGUGUAAUCAGAUGAGACAGAUGGUGCAGGAGUUUGACCACGACAAGCAGGAAGCUGUGGAUAGGUGUGAGAGGACUUACCAGCUGCACCACGAAGCCAUGAAGGCCCAGAUCCGAGAGAGCCUUCUAGCAAAGCACGCUGCCGAGAAGCAGCAUCUCUCUGAGGUCUACGAGGGGACCCAGUCACAGCUCAGGUCUGACCUGGAUAAGCUGAACAAGGAGGUGGCUGCUGUGCAGGAGAGCUACCUGGAAGUGUGCAGAGAGAAGGAUGAGCUGGAAUCCACUCUCAGGAAGACCAUGGAGAAGGCUCAGGAGCAGAAGAGACAGCUUUUGGAAGACAGAGAAGAACAUGUACGCAAACUGAAGCUAGAACUAGAGGAGAGGUACCAAGAAACGCUGAAGGCGGAGAAGCAGAGCUGGCUGAAGGCGCAGGCCGCUGGAGCUACGCAGGUGGAGCACGAGAGCAGACAAAAACUCAUUCAACAGCUGGAAAAGGAGUGGCAGUCCAAACUGAAUCACAGUCUCCCGGCUCGGAGAAAGGCAACCUCAGACUGUGGCAGCCAGACAGACCAGGCCGCCUGUCCUGCUGCCAUGCCUAGCGCAGAGGCAUUAGUCCUGGCAGAGGAGCAGGCUCAUCAAGUCCAGCAGGAGAAGGAGCUUACUGUCAAGGAGGCUCUGAGGAAGUCGGAAGUCGAGUUGGAGCUCAAGUACUGUGAGAGUAUUGCACAGAAGGUGGAAACUGCUGUGCAGAAUGCCCGCAGUCGCUGGAUACUGGAGCUGCCCAUGCUUGCAGAGUACAAGGCUCUGCUCAGAGCCCAGCAGCAGGAGUGGGCGAAGCAGCAGGAGGUGGCUGUGGUCCAUAGACUGUCACUUGCACUCUCUGAAGCUAAAGAGAAGUGGAAAAGUGAGCUUCAGAAUAUGAAGCCAAAUGUAGCGUCUGUCAAGGAACUGGAAGAGAAAAUUCACUCUCUGCAGAAGGAACUGGAGUUGAAGGAUGAGGAAGUCCCUGUGGCUGUCAGGGCUGAGUUGGCUAAGGCCAGAACUGAAUGGAACAAAGAAAAACAGGAAGAAAUCCACAAGAUUCAAGAACAAAACGAGGAAGAUUAUCGGCAGUUUUUAGAGGACCAUCGAAAUAAAAUUAAUGAGGUGCUUACAGCAGCUAAAGAGGACUUUGUGAAGCAGAAAACCGAACUACUUCUUCAGAAGGAGACAGAAUUCCAGGCAUGUCUGGACCAGAGUCGCAAGGAGUGGGCACUGCAGGAAGCCCAGCGGACACAACUGGAAGUCCAUCGGUACGAGGACGACAUCCUCACUGUGCUUGACUUUCUCCUGAGGGACACCCGGCUGGAAUAUGAUGGUGAUUCACAAGGCAAGCAGCUUUUGGAAGUCAUGUCAGUUUGUUCUUCAAAAUGGUCAUCUGUUCAGUAUUUUGAGAAAGUCAAAGCCUGCAUACACAAAGCUCUUCAAGAUACAUUGUCCUUGCUUAUAGACAACAUUGCCUCAGAACGGGAGAAGAGAAACGUGGUCAAGACCUCUGCAGAUGCUGUCAGCUGGGACACUGGCCAGGGAGAUUCUGGGGUCCCAGCACCCCCUCCUGUCUCCACCUCUGGACCCAGUGCACAGUCGUCGGCCUUGCUGGAAGCGGAAGCACAAACCGAUAAAAAGAUCUUUGAAAUGAAAGAUUUAUGCUGUGGACACUGCUUCCAGGAACUUGAAAAGGAAAAGCAGGAGUGUCAAGAUCUGAGAAGGAAACUGGAGAAGAGCCGCAGGCACCUUCAGCAUUUAGAAAGGACGCACAAAGCCACGGUGGAGAAACUUGGAGAGGAGAACAGCAGGGUGGUUGAAGAAUUAAUAGAGGAGAACCAUGACAUGAAGAAUAAGCUGGAGACACUGAGGGCCCUUUGCAGAACACCGCCACAGUCACUGUCUGCAGGAGCCGCUGAGAGUGCUAGGCUGCUCUGCAGUGGGCAGGCCUUGGAAGAACUCCGCGGGCAGUACAUUAAAGCCGUGAAAAAAAUUAAACGUGACAUGCUUCGUUACAUUCAGGAGAGCAGGGAAAGGGCCACGGAGAUGGUGAAGGCAGAAGUGUUGCGGGAGCGGCAGGACACUGCCCGGAAGAUGCACAAGUACUAUCUGAGUUGCCUUCAGCAGAUCCUGGAGGAUAACGGGAAGGAAGAGGGAGCUGAGAAAAAGAUUAUGAGUGCUGCUAGCAAGCUCGCUACAAUGGUGGGGUUGCUGGGGACAAUCGCAGAGUCCGGCUGCAGAGUCAGCUGCGCCCAGGCAGGCCACUCAGUAGCACUUCCCCUGGCUUCAGAGAUGCUGACGGGCGUUGAAAGAUCAGAGAGGAGUGAUGUGAGUCAAAGUACUCCACAUUACGUGGAAAGCAAACCGAGCAGUGGAGAGACUAUCCCCAGGAGUGCGUGUGAGCGGUGGCCUGGGAGGAAGGCUGAGCCCAGUUCACAGAGGCGGUUAGAGGAUUGGAAGCACAGAGCAGUGAAACCCGUGACUUCCACAACUUUGCCUUCGGACUGUCAGUGUGGGGAUGGGAGCUGCAGAUACUCAGACAACUUGGCAAAGGAUGUGGCCCCCGAGUUUCUUCCAUGCCGGGGCGAAGGAGGCUUUGAUUUGCAGGAGAAGAAAGAAGCACUUGGAGCCGGCUCUGAGUCGCUGCUUUACUCAGCAAAUACUCACUCCCUCCUUGGUGGUGCCGAAAAGAAACCGUCUCCUAGACUCACCUCAGAGUCCGUGCACACAACCCUGAGAGGUCCCAGGGAAAUACCAAAGUCAAAGCCGUUUGUGUGUGGUUCUCUAAUAGAAACCGAGAGUGUUGCGUCUGAGAAGAGUCAGGGUGUGGGCUCUCAGGACACUCCAGUGAAGGACGGAGUGGGGCCCAGCGGCUCUCCAGCCUGGCCGCCUGGCAGUACUGUACCCUGUGGCAGUCCUGCUGUGCUGUUUCUCGGUGAUAGGUCACAAAGGACUCAGGAGAUGCUGGGGGACUCUGUUCAGAGGAAACAGUUCUCAGCACCCACUUGUCUUCCAGAUGCCCAGAAAGGUAAUACAGUUUGUCGGAGCAGUUACGCUCUAGAUCUGCCCAGAGAAACCCUGCGUUCCCAGCAAGGGAGGAUGGGUGCAACUCUGGGGCCCUCAUCUCCACAGAGCACUGAUGUGUUAAAGACAGAUUUCAGGAAACCCAGCAGCACAGGACCAGCUUCACUGUGUCAGAAGCCUUUGAUAAAGUUAACUGCUCCAGUGACUGGCCAGCAAGAUAGUGGCUUUGACAGCCCACUUGUCAAUCUAGGCUAAUUAUGUGCUGUGUUUCAGAAUAGUCAUUAGUUACUAUUUAGAUAAGAGACUGGACGGGAAUACUUCAUGCUAACAAACCAUUAUGAGGUCUGCCUGCGAGUGUUCGUGUACUUGAUAGCCUUGUAUCUGAGGACAGUGUUCUUCUCAUGAAGUUACUUGAGGCUCUUAUGCUGCCGUAAUGUUGGAGGCCUGAAUGGCGUGCUGUGU
This is a messenger RNA of Rattus rattus (black rat), 5659 nucleotides long. RefSeq names its product centrosomal protein 152 (gene Cep152). The coding region runs from base 242 to 5452 and encodes 1736 amino acids. Lineage: Eukaryota; Metazoa; Chordata; Mammalia; Rodentia; Muridae. The record is from RefSeq and is a predicted model, not a curated record. Gene Ontology annotation, biological process: centriole replication. The transcript has 28 exons. Gene Ontology annotation, cellular component: centrosome.